AACCCAAUCGGAACCCUUCAACUCUGCCAUUAUCGCUCCAUUCACUCUCUCACUCUCUCUCUCGGCGCGCUCGAGCUCUGCAAGGAAGAUCUCUCUCCGUCUCACAGCCUUUGAAUUCCUCUCAAAUCGUCUCGCUCUCUCAUUCUCGCCAUGGACGAUCAAAUGAUUGACUUGCUCGCCGAAGAAUUCAACCGGAUUGCUCUCAGUUCUGCUACGAAGUCCGCUUCAGCAUCCAAAUCUGGUUGUGAGGAAACUGAAGGUGACACCUACUCGAAUGGUGACACCUGCGAGGCGAAUGGUGCCACCUGCGAGGCGAAUGGUGCCACAUGCGAGGCGAAUGAUGCCACAUGCGAGGCGAAUGAUGCCAGUUGUGAGGCAAUUGAAACACAGGAAUUUUCACCAGGACAGGGUCAGAUCCUUCCUAUAUUGGAGAAAGUCAUGAAUUUGAGCACCAAAAUACAGGACCUGAAGAAGCAACAUUGCAUAAUCUCCAAUGAAAUGAAUGGCAUGAGGACAAACAUUUUUGCUGCCCCUGAAGUUAUCAACGCGCUUGAAAACCUCAAUAAAGAGCACGAGAGGUUGAAGAUGAAGUACCUCGAAGUAUCAUCAGAAAGGAAAAGGAUAUAUAAUGAAUUGAUAGAGAUUAAAGGGAACAUCAGGGUCUUCUGUAGAUGUCGGCCAUUAAACUCGGCAGAAAUGGCCAAUGGCUUAGCAUCUGUGGUUGAGUUUGACCCAGCUCAGGACAAUGAGCUCCAGGUCAAUUGCUCUGAUUCUUCAAAGAAGCAGUUUAAAUUUGACCAUGUGUUUAAACCUGAAGACGACCAAGAGGCCGUGUUUGCCCAAACUAAGCCUGUUGUCGUUUCAGUCUUGGAUGGGUACAAUGUUUGCAUAUUCGCCUAUGGGCAAACUGGUACAGGGAAGACGUUUACUAUGGAAGGAACACAAGAAAAUAGGGGUGUUAACUACAGGACACUGGAGGAGUUGUUCCGGAUAUCUGAAGAUAGAAGGGGAACUAUGAGAUAUGAGUUGUCUGUCAGCAUGUUGGAAGUUUACAAUGAAAGGAUAAGAGACCUCUUGGUAGAGAGCUCAGAUGAACCCAUUAAGAAAUUGGAGAUAAAGCAAGCUGCAGAGGGAACUCAAGAGGUCCCAGGACUAAUGGAAGUUCGUGUUUUUAGUACUGAGGAUGUAUGGGAACUACUAAGGUCUGGAAGUCGGGCCAGAUCAGUAGGAUCCACAAGUGCAAAUGAGAUGAGCAGCCGCUCUCACUGCCUGCUCCGAGUGACUGUUAGAGGUGAUAAUCUUAUUAAUGGACAUAAGACAAAGAGUCACCUUUGGAUGGUAGAUUUAGCUGGCAGUGAGCGUGUUGGGAGGAUAGAAGUUGAAGGUGAACGUUUGAAGGAAUCUCAAUUUAUUAACAAGUCCCUCUCAGCCCUUGGUGAUGUGAUUUCUGCUCUUGCAUCUAAAACAGCCCAUGUUCCUUACAGAAACUCAAAGCUUACCCACAUGCUGCAGAGCUCUCUAGGAGGGGAUUGCAAAACAUUGAUGUUUGUCCAGAUCAGUCCAAGUGUUGCAGACCUUGGAGAGACACUUUGUUCUCUAAAUUUUGCAAGUCGGGUUCGUGGGAUUGAGAAUGGUCCUGCUCGUAAGCAGGCAGAUGUUAGUGAGCUUUUCAAGUACAAGCAAAUGGUGGAAAAGCUAAAGCAUGAUGAGAGGGAAACGAGGAAAUUACAGGACAGCUUGCAGUCGUUGCAAUUGAGGCUCGGUGCAAGAGAACACGCAUUUAGAAGCCUUCAAGAAAAGGUACGAGACUUGGAACAGCAGUUAUCAGAGGAAAGGAAGAUGAGAAUGAAACAGGAAACUCGAGCACUAACGGCUUCCUCUGCUCAAUCCUCAUUGCCACAAGUGAAACAAGCUCCUCUCAAGCCUAUACCAGAGAAGAAGCCCCCUCUCGGUCCUUCUAAACUGAGACUCCCUUUACGAAGAAUCACAAACUUAGUUCCUCCAUCAUCUCCUCUGCACACGCGGAACACUCGAUUGCCUACCUUAAGAACUUCAUCCUUAUCAUCUAACGACAAAGAGAACGUUCCCAAGUCAAAUGUUGUCACCAACACGAAGAGCUUCCUGAAACAACCUCGAAGAAUUUCCAUUGCGGCGAGACCGCCUCCUGCUUCAGGAACAAAGCAGGUGGUCCAGCCCAGGAGACGAGUCUCCAUUGCUACCCUCCGCCCAGAGCCGAGCUUGCAUGUGCCCUCUACUCCGUUAAACAGGCAGUCUUCUGUAAGAGACACGAGAAAGGCUCGGUACUCGAGGUUGUUCUCUCCGAUGCCUGAAUUUACAACUCCCAUUGCCGUGAGAAGCAGCAGCAAGUUCAGGGGAAGUCCAAACACCACCACCAACUUUCAGCCCGGUUCCUGGAAGCCAAGGCAUCCCACGGUGGUUGCCUUGCAGCGCAAGUCGUUGGUAUGGAGCCCGCUCAAGUUGAGAGGGAUGAUGAAGAAUGUCAGGAGGCCAUCGAUGGUGCCUUCACGAUCUGAGAUGCGAUAAGAAGCUCAAGACAGCCGAAGAAAAUCAGCAAAACAUCCCCUCGUAGUCUGUUUCCCGUAGUUUUGUUGGUAUCAUUGGGUCCAAAAUGUGUAUGCGCCUUACUGAUUCUUCCAUACUUUGGAUGAAAUAUUUGUUCUAUAACAGAAACUCAUUGCAGCAAAUAGCAAAAUCAGACUGAUAAAUGUUUAAAAACUUGGGAUUUGUGAUA
Messenger RNA from Punica granatum (pomegranate), 2752 nucleotides. NCBI's taxonomy places the organism in Eukaryota, Viridiplantae, Streptophyta, Magnoliopsida, Myrtales, Lythraceae. The record is from RefSeq and is a predicted model, not a curated record.